UUUUGUAAAAGUUGAAUUAUUCGCAAAAAAGGAAGAAAAAGGAAAAUUUAAUAAAAAAAUAUGCACUUUAGUUUGUAUUCAAGUGCUUUAUUUGCAAUAAUCAUAUUGAUUGAUUCUAUUGCUGCAGCUGAUACCGGAAAGGAAAAAGAAAAUUUAUUGAAUGAUUUGUUGUUAGGAAAUAAAUUUGAUGCAAACAAGAAACAAGAAAUUAAAAAAGUUAAUCUUAAUUCAAGCAGAUUUAAGAGAACAUUAAAUGAAGCACAAGAAAUUCCAGAAAAUUAUUAUGAAUUUUUUCAGCAAAAACCUUUACCAAAUAACACAUCUUUAGAGAAAUUACCGCCAUGGGCGUUGAAACAACUCGUUUGGCUGAUUAAAAUAUUACAAAAUUGUGCUUCUACACCUGAUACAAUUCCGCCUAGAAGAGGAAGGCAGGCUUUAUAUGAUGACAAUGAGCGAAUUGAAUUCACUCCUAGAAUGGGUAAAAAAUCUGUUCCAUUUAAGCCCAGGCUAGGUAAAAGAAAUUUUAAUGACGAAAACAAUAAUAUGUUAGAGUCAUAUUUUUAAUUUUAUAUUUCUAAUGUUUAGCAUUAAACAAAUAUAUUCAAAAAAAUUAAACUAAUAAAGAAGCAAAAUUCAAAUAGAAUAAAAGAUAUGAAUCUUA
Messenger RNA from Condylostylus longicornis, 661 nucleotides. RefSeq lists its product as uncharacterized. The coding region runs from base 61 to 564 and encodes 167 amino acids. NCBI's taxonomy places the organism in Eukaryota, Metazoa, Arthropoda, Insecta, Diptera, Dolichopodidae. The record is from RefSeq and is a predicted model, not a curated record. The transcript is spliced from 4 exons.